GAGACGGCGGUGCCCGGGGCCCGCGGCGGCGGCGGCGGCAGCAGCGAGGGGGGCGAAGAUGGCGGACGUGCUCAGCGUCCUGCGACAGUACAACAUCCAGAAGAAGGAGAUUGUGGUCAAGGGGGAUGAAGUGAUCUUCGGGGAGUUCUCCUGGCCCAAGAAUGUGAAGACCAACUAUGUAGUUUGGGGGACUGGAAAGGAAGGCCAACCCAGAGAAUACUACACAUUGGAUUCUAUCUUAUUUCUACUUAAUAAUGUGCACCUUUCGCAUCCUGUUUAUGUCCGACGUGCGGCUACUGAAAAUAUUCCUGUGGUUAGAAGACCUGACCGGAAAGAUCUACUUGGAUAUCUCAAUGGGGAAGCAUCAACAUCAGCAAGCAUAGACAGGAGUGCCCCAUUGGAAAUAGGUCUUCAGCGGUCCACUCAAGUCAAAAGAGCUGCAGAUGAAGUUUUAGCAGAAGCAAAGAAACCACGAAUUGAGGAUGAAGAGUGUGUGCGUCUUGAUAAAGAGAGAUUGGCAGCUCGUUUGGAAGGCCAUAAAGAAGGGAUUGUGCAGACUGAACAGAUUAGGUCUUUGUCUGAAGCCAUGUCAGUGGAAAAAAUUGCUGCAAUCAAAGCCAAAAUUAUGGCCAAGAAAAGAUCUACUAUCAAGACUGAUUUAGAUGAUGAUAUAACUGCCCUUAAACAGAGGAGUUUUGUGGAUGCUGAGGUAGAUGUGACCAGAGAUAUUGUUAGCAGAGAGAGAGUGUGGAGGACAAGGACAACUAUCUUACAGAGCACAGGAAAGAAUUUUUCCAAGAAUAUUUUUGCAAUUCUUCAAUCGGUAAAAGCCAGAGAAGAAGGACGUGCCCCUGAACAACGGCCUGCUCCAAAUGCAGCCCCUGUGGAUCCCACAUUGCGUACAAAGCAGCCUAUUCCAGCUGCCUACAACAGAUAUGACCAGGAAAGAUUCAAAGGCAAAGAAGAAACGGAAGGCUUUAAGAUCGAUACUAUGGGCACCUACCAUGGCAUGACACUGAAAUCCGUAACGGAAGGUGCAUCUGCCCGUAAGACUCAAACUCCUGCCGCCCAGCCUGUACCUAGACCAGUUUCGCAAGCAAGACCUCCCCCAAAUCAGAAGAAAGGGUCAAGAACUCCCAUUAUUAUUAUUCCUGCAGCUACCACUUCUCUAAUCACCAUGCUGAAUGCGAAAGACCUUCUGCAGGACCUCAAAUUUGUCCCAUCAGAUGAAAAGAAGAAACAGGGUUGUCAACGGGAAAAUGAAACACUAAUACAGAGAAGAAAAGAUCAGAUGCAACCAGGGGGCACAGCAAUUAGUGUCACAGUACCUUACAGAGUAGUAGACCAGCCCUUGAAACUUAUGCCUCAAGACUGGGAUCGGGUUGUAGCUGUUUUUGUGCAAGGCCCUGCUUGGCAGUUCAAAGGUUGGCCAUGGCUUCUACCUGAUGGAUCACCAGUUGACAUAUUUGCUAAAAUUAAAGCCUUCCAUCUCAAGUAUGAUGAAGUUCGUCUAGAUCCAAAUGUUCAAAAAUGGGAUGUAACAGUAUUAGAACUCAGCUAUCACAAGCGUCAUUUGGAUAGACCAGUUUUCUUACGUUUCUGGGAAACAUUGGAUAGAUACAUGGUAAAACAUAAAUCCCACUUGAGAUUCUGAAUCAUUUGAUUCCUCCUUUUCUGAAAACUUGGAUUUUAAAGCAUGGAUAUAGCUUGAUCUACAGACUGAAACCCAAGCUUUAUGAAUUCAUCAAGAACUUGCAAAUGAAGAAGGUCACAGAGCAGUCUUUUGUAAGACCUUGUUUGAUGCUGUGUGCUUCAAAGGGGCAAUGCCUCCCAUCCAUACAAGCAAACUUUUUUGGCUUACAACUAUUUUUUUAAUAUUAGCCUAGUCUGUAAUGGAAAUUGUAUAUUUUGAUAGAAGUUUUUUCUCUAUUGGUUAAAUUAGCAUUACUUAAAAUUUGUUUCUUUAGAAAUAAAUACAGGUUAUAAAUGUGUGUAUAUUUAGAAGUUAUUAGGCUCUUUAAGCCAUCUUGCUUCUGAUUUUUCAUUGCUCUAUGAUUCCUUUUACUGGAAAAUACUGUCAUGGAGUGGUAUUAAAUUUAAGGUUCUAGAACUUCAAAACCCCAUCAAAGGGAAAUAACUAUUAAAUCAAUUGAAAGUCAGCCUGUGUGUAUACUAUGUCUAUACUAACUCGUUUAAAAAGGAAUAAUGAAAAAUCAAGAACAAGUCUUCUGUUUCAGUAACUGUUCAGCCUUUUCAAGAUUUCUUUUGUAAAUGAAUACAUUUAAUGAAUGUACAUUCUCUUUGUUGACUUUGAUGAUUUUAAACUUAAAGUGAUAUAUUUCUAUCUGGGAUGUGUUUCCACUUGAAAAGAAAUCUCAAAAGACAAAGAUUAACGUGUAAUAGGUUAUAGUGAUUUUUACUUGGGAAGCUGAGGUAUGAUUUGGGGAAUUGAGUGUAUGUCAGCGUAGUUACAGUGUAACUUGAGCCUCUUCUAAGUCUGACUUUGAUUCUUAUUUUAUAUGCACGAUAAGAUUUUGAGUCUUCUAUUUGUACACAUGUCAACUUGGGACUUCUUAUCUUCCAGUAUCCUGAAAUAUUGAUAAAUUCCCAGGCACCAAAGAACACAUUUGCUUACGUGUCUGAACAGAAACAAGAUAAAAACACUGGUAUUUUUAUGUGUGUUCAAUGUGGUAUAAAAUAUAAAAACCUAUAUUUUAACUUAGUAAAAAUAUUUUACUAUUUCUCUACUUUAGACAGAGUGUUGCAUCCAAGCUGCAGUGAAUGACCGUGCUCCUUGAGUCUUUUUACUACUUAAGAGGAAUGUUUAUUCUUUGGAACUUAUUUUGCCAUUAGAGCUGUUGUUGACCAUCCCAGCUUGUAUGUUGUUUUCCUCAGUGGCUAUCUCUUAGGUUAUCAGUUGGGGGGAGGGCAGUAAAAACAUUUAGCUCUUUCUUUUAUUCAGGUGAGGAUGCUUAGUCUCUGUAGAAUUUAAUGCCAUCAUAAAGACAAGAAACAAUUAUUUAUCUUAUUAACUUACCACAAAAGUCCAUUAUCUGUAAAAAUGGAAAAGUAUUUAUUCAGGUGGAAUUCAGGGGUCUCUCCAAAAGAACAGCUAGUGUUUUAACUGACUUCAGCACAUUUGUAGUCUCAGUGAAUUCUACCCACAAUUUCCCCUUUUUUAUAUCCUCUUCUUGAUGGUAAAAGAAAACUCACUUUGUUCACAGAGUAUCUCAGCAUACAGAUCUAUUCUUAUAUUAUGUAUGGAAUAAACUUUCUCCCUAAUGAAAUAGUCAGUGACUCAAAUCUGAAAUACUUUAAUGUAAAGAUUACUUGUUAGGACUACUGCAAAGGACAUAACUACUACCUUUCUUUGAGGAUGUUUGCUACUUAUUCUUAGUAUCUGAAGUUUACUUGAUAACAAAAUAUGGUUAAAAUUAAUAUCUUCUUUGAACAAGGUUUAUUUUUCUAUUUAAGUUUGCUUUGUGUAUAGUAUAGGUCUACUCUGUAACAUUAGUAAAUCUAGAACUAUGCUUUCCAUGUAUCCUGAAAUCAGGUCCUUUGUGUGCACUAGCAUUUCUUGUUUUAUUUUUAUGAUUAAAAGAAAAAAAUUCAAGUAAGCAAGGUAAUGAGUUUCAUGAUAGCAUUUUGAUGGAUACAUGUCAUUUUUACUUUGAUCUUUUCCCACGCCCUACUGUUGUCCCUAGCUCUCUUGCCUUUAUUUUGCUUUUGUUGUUUCUAGCACAUCUUUCUCUUUUUCUUCUUUACCCUUCCUUAAUAACUCUUCUUCCUUCUGCAUCAUAGUCUCCUUUCUUUCACUACCUACACACAGACAUGUACAUAAAUUUUAGUUUUUUUUUAAGCCUCGACAUUUUGGUCCUUUAAGUAGGAUUAUAAAAUUUUAUAAUGGUUAAUUAUAAAAA
Messenger RNA from Acomys russatus (golden spiny mouse), 3920 nucleotides. RefSeq names its product cell division cycle 73 (gene Cdc73). The transcript is spliced from 17 exons. Lineage: Eukaryota; Metazoa; Chordata; Mammalia; Rodentia; Muridae. Gene Ontology annotation, molecular function: RNA polymerase II complex binding. The coding region runs from base 59 to 1654 and encodes 531 amino acids. Gene Ontology annotation, biological process: transcription elongation by RNA polymerase II; positive regulation of transcription elongation by RNA polymerase II. Gene Ontology annotation, cellular component: Cdc73/Paf1 complex. The record is from RefSeq and is a predicted model, not a curated record.